Molecule: messenger RNA, 1800 nt
Organism: Mollisia scopiformis
Lineage: Eukaryota; Fungi; Ascomycota; Leotiomycetes; Helotiales; Mollisiaceae
Product: glycoside hydrolase
Exons: 6
Coding region: 145-1716 (523 amino acids)
Biological process (GO): L-arabinose metabolic process; polysaccharide catabolic process
Molecular function (GO): alpha-L-arabinofuranosidase activity
Source: RefSeq, a predicted model, not a curated record
UAUGGAUACAUGCGCGCCAAUCAUACAUCAGUGGAUGGUAGGGAUAAUCAAUAUGGACCAGUGGGUCAGGAACCACAAUUGAAGCUCUCGUGAGGAACGCCAACGUGAAGGUCAUGCGUUUAACAGAGUCGAAAUUGAAGCAAAAUGACGACUUUCACGAGGUUGUCCGAAGAGGAAACUCCCUCUAUUAAUGUCGAUGUCACCAGGAGACUCUCGAAGAUAGAUCCAAACAUAUAUGGCGGGUUCAUGGAGCACAUGGGUCGUUGUAUAUACGGAGGAAUUUACGACCCAGGCAACCCUCUUUCAGACUCUCACGGGUACCGUACUGAUGUCCUAUCCGCCUUACGCGAGCUGGAUAUUCCCGUGAUUAGGUAUCCAGGAGGAAAUUUUGUAGCUACUUAUCAUUGGCAAGAUGGAGUUGGACCCAGAGAGAACAGACCCGCACGCCCAGAACUUGCUUGGCUGGGAACCGAGACAAAUGAGUUUGGUACUGAUGAAUUCAUGCACUGGCUUGAAGUUCUGAGUGAAGGGAAGGAGAAGAGAGUCGAGGCAUAUUUUGCGUUGAACUUCGGCACUGGAACUCUGGACGAGGCGUUGGCCUGGGUUGAGUAUUGCAAUGGUACAAAGAAUACCUACUAUGCCAAUCUCAGACGCAAGAACGGAAGAGAAGAGCCAUAUAACAUCAAAUACUGGGCUUUGGGUAACGAAAUGUGGGGACCAUGGCAAGUUGGACAAAUGACCUCCGAAGACUAUGCCAAAACAGCUGCUCAAUGGGCCAAAGCCCUCAAACUUCUCGACCCAAGCCUCUGCCUCAUCCUCUGCGGUGAAACUGGUCACUCCUCCUGGGACCACGAGGUUCUCAAAUCCUGCAUUCCGUACGUAGAUAUGCACAGCAUCCACAUCUACACAGCCGACAAAGAGCAUCUCCCCAACGUCACUGCUCCAUUGUCAGCAGAAAGAGCGAUUGAAACUGCCGCAGCGCUUAUCGAUAUUGCGAGAAUUGAGAAGAAGAUCCCACCCGGUGUUCCUAGGACGACUAUUUGUUUUGACGAAUGGAACGUCUGGGAUCCCGAACGCGCUCCUGGUGAGCAGGGGGCCGAAGAACUUUACACCUUAUCCGAUGCUCUGGGUGUGGCUGUUUGGUUGAAUGUCUUCGUGAGGCAAAGUAGAUGGGUAGGAAUGGCGAACAUUGCCCAAAGUGUGAACGUUAUUAGUCCAUUGAUGACGACGAAAAAUGGAAUUGUGAAACAGGCGACUUGGUGGCCCUUGUUGCUGUUUAGUAAGUAUAUGAGGGGUUGGACUGUGGGUGUUCAUGUUAGUUGUGGGGCUUAUGAUGGGGUUACCAAUCCUACUUGGCUUCAAGGGGUCCUCGAAGAUGGUGCAAGUUGGCUGGAUGUCAGUGCAUCUAUGAACGAGGAGGGUGUGCUGACUUUGGUUGUGGUGAAUAUCCACGAGACGAAAGGUUUUGAAGUGAAUCUGUCAGGAGCAGGGAAGGAUGUCGAAGUGUAUACCAUCACUGGUCCAGAUGUGAAAGCUGUGAAUGCGGAAGGGAAGGAAGAGGUCAGUGUGAAGGAAAGUAAAUGGGAUGGCGAAGGAAAUUUCAAGUUUCUGAAGCAUUCAAUGACGAUGCUGAGAUGGAAAACUGGAAAGAAGAUCACGGAGGUUAGAAAAGGAGAUUGCAAGCGCUUAGAUACGAGGAAGUUGGCAUGGGAAUGAAGUGCCGGAGAUAAUUAGUGUUCAAACAAUUUCGAGAACAGAAAGUGCAAUGCAUGGUCUUGAACUUGUUGUUGGAGAUGGACG